This is a messenger RNA of Chironomus riparius, 1018 nucleotides long. The record is from the annotation of a GenBank genome assembly. NCBI's taxonomy places the organism in Eukaryota, Metazoa, Arthropoda, Insecta, Diptera, Chironomidae.
GGGCUGUCAACUUUCUGAAUGUUUAUAUUUUUAUGACCAAUAAAUAAGUAGAACACGUAGCUUUUUGCAAAUUUCACCAGUGAGGGUAUCAAUUCCAUUUAAAUAUUUAAACAAUCAAGAAGCUAGUUCAUAUCCCAAUAUAAUGUCGAGUCUCAAUCGUGAAGAAAUCUUGCUACUCUUUGAUGUUGAUGGAACUUUAACGCCGGCAAGAAAGACAAUUGAGAAAGAAUUUGAGGAAUUUUUAUACACAAAAGUAAAGUCAAAGGCAACAAUAGGAGUUGUGAGUGGAAGUGACUUAGCAAAAAUCAAAGAACAGCUUAACGGCGAUAGUCUUGUGGAUAAUUUUGACUAUGUAUUUCCAGAAAAUGGAUUAGUUUUCAUUAAGAAUGGAGUUGAAAUCAGCAAGCAAUCUAUUCAAAAGCAUCUCGGUGAAGCAAAUAUUAAGCGACUUAUCAACUUCUGUUUACAUUAUAUUGCUGAUCUUGAUAUACCUAUCAAACGUGGCACAUUCAUAGACUUCCGUAAUGGCAUGAUCAAUAUUUGUCCGAUUGGUAGGCAAUGUACUUAUGAGGAAAGACUUGUUUUUAAUAAAUAUGAUGAUGAGCAUCAAGUUCGCAUUAAGAUGGUUGAAGCUUUAAAGAAGGAAUUUGCUGAUGUUGACAUUACUUUUGCAAUUGGUGGACAGAUCAGCAUUGAUGCUUUUCCAAAUGAAUGGGAUAAAAGAUACAGUUUGCAUCAUGUUGGAACCAAUUUUAAGGAAAUUCACUUCUUUGGAGACAAGACUUCAAUAGGUGGAAAUGAUCAUGAAAUAUUUGCUGAUCCCAGAACAAUUGGACAUACAGUUGUUGAUCCAAAGGAUACUGAACGUCAGCUAGCUGAGUUGUUGAAUUUGUAAAUAAAUGAGUAUUAUUUGUCAUACUUUUAAAGUCAUUAAAAAUGAAAAUCAAUAAAAUUUAUAGGAUAAUUGACAUUUGAGAAGUUUAAAUUGCAUGUUUGCCACAUACUUGCUUCAUCAAUA